UAUAUGGCCUUGCGGAUUCUGCAACUGCAAACCACCCUACGGUACUCUUGCUCAAUGGGUAAGGGAUUCAUGGGAAGAAGUUGACAUUCAUUUGAUUGUAAAAGCGUUUAAAUGUUGUGGUGUUUCAGUCAAAAUGGACGGGACAGAGGAUGAUGUGGUGUUUGAUUAUGAAGAAUAUGAAGAAGUCGGAGGCAGUAAUGUUUGGGAAUAA
Paraglomus brasilianum is the source of this 211-nucleotide messenger RNA. The record is from the annotation of a GenBank genome assembly. NCBI's taxonomy places the organism in Eukaryota, Fungi, Glomeromycota, Glomeromycetes, Paraglomerales, Paraglomeraceae.